AUGAACGAGCAAACGAUCAAAAGCAACACCGAGCAGCACCCUCUUAGUGGUACAGCAUUGACCGGCGCAGAUAUUACGGUGCAGGUCCUGGCUGACGAGGGCACGGGCGCGCUAUUUGGCUAUAGUGGCGGUGCCAUCCUGCCAAUUUACGAUGCUGUUUUUCGCUACAACGACGCCAACAGAACGCCCCAGGGCAAGUCGCCGAUGCCGUUGGUGGUGCCGGCUAACGAACAAGGGGCGUGUUUCAUGGCAGCCGGUUACGCGCGCGCCAGCGGCAAAGUGGGCGUUGCCAUGGUUACAUCGGGGCCCGGCGCGACCAACACAGUUACACCGGUUCGAGAUUGUAUGGCCGACUCGGUUCCGCUGGUGGUAAUCUGCGGCCAAGUUCCGACUGCUGCGAUUGGAACAGAUGCCUUCCAGGAAGCCCCCGUCACGGCCAUCAUGGGCGCCGUGGCCAAGCAUGUGUUUCUGGUAACCGACCCUGCGCUGCUUGAGAGCACCAUACGCAGCGCGUUUGAACUGGCUCGAUCGGGGCGCCCCGGGCCGGUGGUCGUCGACAUUCCCAAGGACGUACAGAAUUGGGGAGGGACGUUCCAGGGUAGCGGCACAUUGCCGUUGCAUGGAUAUCGCCGACGACUGGCAGCGAUCACCGAGAACAAGUUGACUGGCGCCGCCUGCGAACGCUUUUACGCGAUGCUUUCGCAGUCUGAACGCCCUCUUAUCUACACUGGCGGCGGCGUAAUCAAUGCCGACGCGACCAAAGCGAUGCGCCACCUGGCCAAUGCCUACGGCAUUCCUGUCACCACCACGCUGAUGGCAUUGGGUGCUAGCGAUACUAAGCACCCCUUGGCGCUGCAUAUGCUUGGGAUGCACGGCGUGGCAUCAGCGAACUACGCAGUGGAAGACUGCGACUUUCUUAUCGCCAUUGGCGCUCGCUUCGACGACCGCGUAGCGGGCAAUCCAGCUAAAUUCGCGCCAAAUGCUAAAUUCAUCGCGCAGUUCGACGUUGACCCGGCUGAGAUCGGCAAGGUCAAGCGCGUUGAUUGGCACCACCUGGGAAUGCUCACUACAGACCUGGAAGACCUGCUGGAGUACGGUCAACGGAUCAAUUUUUCCAAGGACUUUUCGACCUGGCACGAGGAGAUCGCCCAGUUAAAAGCAGAGUAUGCGCUGAACUAUGAUCGCGACAGCGAUCUGAUUCAGCCCUACGCGGUGAUCGAAGAGCUGAACAAGCACACCAAGGGCCAAGCGAUUAUCUCUACCGGCGUCGGACAGCAUCAGAUGUGGGCGGCGCAGUACUUCGAUUUUCGCGAACCACGGCUUUGGCUCACGUCCGGCAGCAUGGGCACAAUGGGCUUCGGCCUGCCCGCUGCUAUCGGCGCACAGUUCGCCCGCCCGGAUCGGGUGGUGAUCGACAUCGAUGGCGAUGCCAGUAUCCGUAUGAACCUGGGUGAAUUGGAAACGGCAACGACCUACGAACAGCCGGUCAAAGUGAUUGUGCUCAACAAUUACGGCGACGGGAUGGUCCGGCAGUGGCAAAAACUCUAUUUCGAAGGUCGGAUGUCUGGUAGCGAUAAAUCGUUGCAUGCGAAGGAUUUCGUCAAAGCGGCCGAAGCUGAUGGCUUUAAGUUCGCCCGGCGGCUCGAUAGCAAGGAAGACAUAGCUGCAACCAUCCGGGAUUUCAUCGAGUUCGAUGGGCCGGCCUUCCUAGAAGUCAUUAUUGACCGAGAUGCCGGCGUCUAUCCGAUGGUCGGACCCGGCCAGAGUUACGACGCGAUGAUCACCGGCGACUUUAUUAAGUCCCGCUCAAGCACGGAGGGGGAUUCACCGAGCUCUUCAGAGAUGUUUUAG
Messenger RNA from Nerophis lumbriciformis (worm pipefish), 1851 nucleotides. Lineage: Eukaryota; Metazoa; Chordata; Actinopteri; Syngnathiformes; Syngnathidae. The record is from RefSeq and is a predicted model, not a curated record.